This is a messenger RNA of Prunus avium (sweet cherry), 783 nucleotides long. The record is from RefSeq and is a predicted model, not a curated record. Lineage: Eukaryota; Viridiplantae; Streptophyta; Magnoliopsida; Rosales; Rosaceae.
AUGGUCUACGACCAGUUCCUUGUGGUGGACUGUCCGACGGCUUACAACGUCAUAGUCGGCCGAACGGCACUCACGGCGAUAAAGGCCCACCUAUCCCUCCACAUACUGCUCAUGAAGUUCCCAACCUGCUACGGCACGGGGGCAAUCAGGGGCGAUCAGGUAAGCGCUCGGAACUGCUAUGCCACGGCGUUGAAAUCGGCAGCCCCCCAAAAGCAAAAAGAAACCUUCACAGUCCCAGGCUUGCUAAACGGCAAUGAACCAGUAGAUGACCCAAGUGAGGAAACGCCCACUCCAGUGGCACAACCUGCCGGGGACCUCGAAACCGUGGCGCUGGACGAACGCCAACCGGAUCGGUGCGUAAGAAUCGGUACCAUGCUGAACACCACCCUCCGUGCCGAAUUCAUCCAGUUCCUUCGGCAAAACUCGGAAGUCUUUGCCUGGUCUUACAACGACAUGCCGGGCAUAUCCCCUGAUAUCAUCAGCCACAAGCUGAGCAUCUCACCGGCAUUCAAACCGGCAAAAGGUGGAUGGCGAAUGUGCCAAGACUAUACCGACCUGAACAAGGCCUGUCUGAAGGAUAGCUUUCCGUUACCACGCAUCGAUCAGCUGGUUGACGCCACUGCCGGUCACGAAUUGCUCAGCUUCAUGGACGCGUACUCCGGAUACAACCAGAUCUUCAUGCACCCUGCCGACAGCGAACACAUGGCGUUCAUAACUGACAAAGGCUUAUACUGCUAUAACAUCAUGCCGUUCGGCUUAAAGAAUGCGGGGGCAACCUACUAG